CACAGAAGAAGCCUGGUCUCUAGGAUACGGAGAAAGCGUUCCUGUCGGACUGAUGCCUGUGCGCCUUUCAGGGAUGCUAUCGAUGGAGCAUCUUCACCUGGAGCAUGUUCUGCAGACUGUGUGUGUGUUGGAGUCAGUCAUCCUCCGCAGUUUUGGCCCUGAAGGAGGACAGGUGCUGUUCACCCGAGACACCGGACAGGCGAUGUUGAGCCGCAGUGGGACCCGCAUUCUCACUGCGCUACAACUGGAGCAUCCACUGGCCAGGAUGGUGGUGGAGUGUGUCUUGAAACACAGCACUGUAACAGGCGAUGGAGCUAAGACCUUUAUCCUGCUGCUGGCGUCAUUACUACGGAUGAUUCAUACAAUGGCUUGCAAGGAGCCUAAUGUGUCUCACACCUAUAACUCCAGGGAAGCAGCAGAGGCUGCCACUGCCAGGCACUUGGCUGACAAAAUAUUGGCUUUUUCAUUGGAGGAGCUGGAUGAUCUCAUUGUCAAGGGAGUGGGCCCGCAUGGAUACUUUCUUUUGUGGGAGGAUUUAACUGCACAGACACAAUCACCUGGGCACACAAACUCUCACAGUGUUCAAAAGCUGCUGGCAACAUUCUUUCAUUCACGUUUGGGUCACACCCACUGUGACUUUAUUAGUGACCUCACCUGUGAACUGCUCGCUCACUGUAAGUUUAAAAAUGACCUACCAUCCUCAUCACUCCAGUUUGUAAAUGACAACUUCCCUGCAUUGCAUACACCUGUAUCAGGCUUCCCUAUUAGUUGCUCACGUUUGAUUGAGGGGCAGGUCAUUCACAGGGACUUUGCUACACCCUGCCCUCAGACUGACCACCAGCCAAUCAAAGCUGUAGUUUUCACUGGGUACCUGCAACCAAAAUUGCUCAGUGCAGGAGAAGUGCUGGAGAUGGGAGGUGGAGAGCACGGGGUGGAGGACAAUUCAAGGAAGGAGAGAAAUAUUAUGCAGUUUAGUGCCUGGGCAGAAAGGUCACUCGAGUGUGUCAUUGCAAAGCUGCAGAGUCUGGGUGUCUCUGUGGUCCUGUCUGCAGUGAAACAGUCGGCUGCUGUCCUGGCUUUAGCCGCACAGGCAGAGAUGUGCGUUGUGGAAUGUGUCAGUGAAGAUGAGCUGUCUCUCUUUGCCCAGCUAAGUGGGGCCACACCUGUCUCAGACUGCUUGAUGAUUGAACCAGAGCACGUUGCCAUACUGACCUUUUGCAGACCAAUACUGCUGGGAGCCCAUAGGUAUGCCCAUGUGGCUUUCCAUGACUCAGAGGUCAUGGUCACACCCUGUAGUCUGGUCAUUUGUGGAGCAGGGGAAGGACAAACUGACCAGUAUGCAUGUGCGUUUCAAGAUGCCAUCCGCAUGCUACUUUCAACUUGGGAGCCCAUGAGUAUGACUGCAACUACAGCAUCAAAGAGGACCUUGCACACAGACAAAAGCUCAUCUUUACAUACAGAUGAUCAGAUCCCUAAUGCACCUCUCCUCCAGCAGUGUGUGUUGGAGCCAGGCUGUGUCAUACCUGCUGGUGGGACAUUUGAGUUCCUCUUAAACCAUGUCCUCUUACAACAUGGCCGCAGCUGCUCAGUUUCUGAUGAUACAAAUAUGGAUAUCCCUGCUGUUUGCCAGCUCUUGGCAAAUGCUCUGUUUAGCAUUCCCCGACAGAUUUACUCCCACAGCCGGAGACGUUUCCUGCAAAUUCAAACUAGGCUCCUGAGUUUUAUUCAAAAUAAUUCCCACACUUUCGGCCUUGUAUACAAACAAGAACGCAACACAAUCCUCACACAGGAUCAGGGCAAAAGCGAAUUUCCUCUAGAGGAGGGUAAACUAAGCAUACAUUGUUGUAGAGAAGCUGACAUGCCAUCAAAAGUUUUUAUGUCGCACUUGGGCCUUGAAUCUGUCUCCUGUAAAUACAAGCUGCUUCUGGCCGUGCUGCAGUGCGCCUCAAGUCUUCUUCAUGUGGACACUGUGCUGCACACACGCACUGCCUCACACGCUCAGUCACGCAGACUUGCAAACAUUUCCUGGGAGGGCACAGAGGACGAGGCUGAAGAUUGAGAUUGUAUUGUGCUCCGAGAUGAAAGCCAUAAACGCAGUUUCUAGUUUCUCUCUGUACUUACUCAGGUAUCAUUCAAAAGUUGGAGGAAAUAAUUUGCACUUUAAUAUAGACUGCUACAUUAAUUUUUGUAUGGCCACAGUAUUUUUUUUCAAAACAAUUUAUUUAUCUCACUACAAAAUGUUUGCGAUGCGUAUUUGUAAUGCAGGUUUAUACUUCCACUGAGAUAAUAAAUUACAUUGAUGGCAGUACUAUUGUGUGGUGCUGUUUAUGGGCCAAUAAAAUGUAAUGGUGGUUCUGCACCAACCUGUCCUGAAUCAAGGCUAGGUUUGGCAAUAACAGUAAAAAAGAAAACAUCAAACAACUUAGCGUUACUCUGUGCAGAGGAAAGAAUGUGAAGUUGUUAUCAAAUAAUUUAGUCUUUAUCUACUGUGUUAAUGUGAAGUAGUGUGAGUGAGUCAGUGUUGACGUUGGCCUCUUUCCUCUUCACUUCUCAUCAUGGUUCCUAUUUUUCAACAUUUCUCUUCCUUAUCUCAAUUUUCCUGCCCUCUUCCCUUGGCCAGAACACAUUCUGUUACAUAAAAGGCACACACAGAACAACAUGGAGACGUCGUUACACAUGUAUACACGCUCCUUUUUAUAAUCAGCGUUAUCUCCAUAGUGGGGGUGGGGUGUCUGAGAGGGAAACACCCGGCUGUCAACAACCAAAUCAAAGUGCACUUCCUCGUGCUAUAAUCAGAGGAACACUAACUCUAUUCUCACCUCUUUUUUGAUGAAAUGGUGACUCAUUAGAAAUAACUAGGCCCACCGCCAUACAUAAUCGUGCACCGUAUAUUGUAAUCAGUGUGUGUUUAUUUUUGAACACAAAUUUUCCAUAAAUUAAUUGUCAUGGCAUGACUCACAAACAAAGACAGGUCUUGGCUUUGUUUGGGCUUCGGAUCAAACUCUACAUGAGUCACUCUUGAUGAGCGCAAAUAUCAAAAGAGGGUGAAGCUGGAGGUAAAAGACAGAAUGUUUUUUUCCACCGUGCACAUGGAAAAGAACUUGGAUGUUGUUUUCAGUGUUAUCGAGGCACCUACGCCCUUCUAACCCUUACAUGCCCCCUGUAUCCUCCACAGCUAAUUCACACGGAGUAGUACUGCGUCAAUUUAAUAGUAAAGAUUUUGCUAUUUAGUGAAUUAACUUCACCCAGUGACCUUUUGUGAAUAGGCUAAAUGAAAAAUAACAGCUCAUUUGACUCUGUGUAUCAGGGCUGCACAGUUAAUCAAAAUACUAUUGAAAUUAUAGCUGCUGCGCAGCGAUGGGUCGGGUCCGGGCUAUUUUUGGCAAAUUUAGGCAAUUCUGAGCAACAAACAGGAGAAUAGGAAGACAAGACAGUUGACAACAAUGUUCAUUUUGGACCACUUGAGGCUUGGACCCACAACUUCUGGAACCAAAGACUGUCAUCUAUCGCUCUGAGCUAAUUGGCAAGUGGCAAUACAACAGUGGCUUCACAAAUUGAGUAAGCCAUUCACUGUUGUGCAGGCAGAUUUGAAACCACUGUAAAAAAUUCAGUUAUCAAGACAAAAAUCUGAAAAUACACAUAUUGCAGCAUGGAGAUGUUGGUAAUUUGUUUUUAAAAGUGAUUGAUUUGCUCCAUAAGUGAAUAACUGAUGUUUAAAAAUGCUUCUUGCAUUGACUGCAAUUAUUCACAUGAGAGCAGAAUUCAAAAUGUUCUCAAAAAUUCCGUUUUUUAGGUAAAAUUCUGAUAUUUGUCAAACAUCAUCUACCAUGACUCUAAAAAAUGUUCAAUUUUUUCAUGAACAUUGAAGAUUUAUUUAUCAAUUUGCAGGUAUAUGUUUACAGUAGUGUUCACAGUCAAACAUUUUUGAUGGACUUCAUAAUUUUUAAUAGGUUUAAAUGUACAAAAGUUUCUUUACAGUAGUAUUGGGGCUACAGUUUGAUGAAAGUGUGAAGUUCUAGCAGGUUGAUUUGUUAUGAAUUUUCAAUGUUUUGAACUUUAGAUGCUUGCUGUAGCGCCACCAUCAGGACUAUUGUCUUGUGUUUCAUGUUGAGGACAUCUGACAUUUUGAUCUGUCAUCAUCAUCAUCACCCUUGCUGGGUCUCGAACCCACAACCCCUGACACCAAGAACCAGCUGCUAACUCACUGAACUAAUUGGCUGGAAGCGAGACCUGCUGUGUAGCUUCAUUUGUCGACUCAGGGAGUCACUGUCCGGGCAGCUGUUGUCAAGGCAGAUUUCAAAAAUGGUCAAAAUGUCAGAAAUUCUGUUACCUGAACAGAAAUCUGAUAAUACAUAAAUUGCAUCUUGACAGCAUGGAAAUGUUGGUGAUUUGUUUUUAACUCUUAAGUGUUUUGCUUCAUAAGAGAAAAUCUGAUGUUUAAAAAUGCCACUCUUACAUUGACUCCAGUUGUUCCCAUGAGAGCAGAAUUCAAAAUGUUCUCAAAAAUUCAGUUUUUGAGAUAAAAUUCUGAUAUUUGCCAAACUUCAUCAACCAUGACUCCAAAAUAUUCUCAAUUUUUUUCAGGAAGAUUGAAAAUGUAUUUAGCAAGAAUUUGAUAGUAUAUGUUUACAGUACUGUUUACAGUCAAACAUUUUGAUGCACUGUAGGCUUAAUUUUUGAUAAAUCAAAAAUCCGAGAAACAAGUUUUGUGGAGGACGGUCUGAAGAUGCUCUCUAGCAAGUUUGGUGACAAUUGAGCAAAAAUUGUGGGAGGAGAUAGGUUUUAUAAGUUUUACAGUUUUUGAAAAAAACUGAGUGAUGGACUUCAUAAUUUGUAAUGAGUUUAAGUGGACUAAAGUUUCAGCAGUAUUGGGGCUACAGUUUGGUGAAAGUUUCAAAACUGUAGCAUGUACUGUUGAUUUUGUAGGUAUUUUUAAAGAUUUUUAAAUUUAAACGCUUAUUGUGCCCCCCCCAGGAGGAAUAUUGACAUGUCCUUGGAAUUAAGUAAAUCUGGCAUGGGGCCGGACAUUUCUGUAAAGUUUGGUGAGUUUUCGCCCUUGGGAAGUAUGACUUCCUCGGAAGAAAGAAAGAAAGAAUUCCUAGGAAUACAAUAGUGUCCUGGCAGCUUAGCUGCCCAGACCCUAAUCACAAUAUGGCUAAGAGAUCCAAAUCAUAGGAACUGCAAGUUUUUGAUAAAAUGUGUCAAAACAUACCAGUAUAAAUGAAGCAUUGUGGUGCUACAGACAUGCCCUGGCCUACAAAUCAUAAUCCAGAUGUAAGGAAACAUGCUUUUUUGGUACAGACCUCAGCAAAAAUCACAUCAUCAUUUAUUUUAAAUCUUGGGUUAAAAGAAAUGCAAAAAAUAUUAUUUUUGCAUAUUGUGCAACCCUACUGUGUAUGUGCGAGUGAUUGCGUGCCUUAAUAUAGUACCAGCAAAGUCAGCUCAGUCAGUAUAUUUUGGUUUAUUUGCCUCUCAUUAAUUUUUGUCUCUGUGAAACAGUGCACAUGGUAUAAAUCAACCCAAUCUCUGUAAAAUGAAAAGAACAUUAUAAAAUACACAAUCAAACCACAUGUACCAUAACAACCACCUAAGUGUAUAAAUCUUUUACAAAUAAAAAAGACAUUUACAAAAAGUGACAAAAAAUUAAAGGCUUUUUUUUUUUUUAAGAA
This is a messenger RNA of Epinephelus moara (kelp grouper), 5669 nucleotides long. It is a transcript of the gene bbs10, whose product is annotated as Bardet-Biedl syndrome 10. Gene Ontology annotation, molecular function: ATP binding. The transcript has 4 exons. The record is from RefSeq and is a predicted model, not a curated record. Lineage: Eukaryota; Metazoa; Chordata; Actinopteri; Perciformes; Serranidae. Gene Ontology annotation, biological process: chaperone-mediated protein complex assembly. Bases 53 to 2059 code for a protein of 668 amino acids.